Nylanderia fulva is the source of this 2587-nucleotide messenger RNA. Its product is annotated as tyrosine-protein kinase receptor torso-like. Gene Ontology annotation, biological process: positive regulation of kinase activity; cell surface receptor protein tyrosine kinase signaling pathway; multicellular organism development. The record is from RefSeq and is a predicted model, not a curated record. Gene Ontology annotation, molecular function: protein binding; ATP binding; transmembrane receptor protein tyrosine kinase activity. NCBI's taxonomy places the organism in Eukaryota, Metazoa, Arthropoda, Insecta, Hymenoptera, Formicidae. Gene Ontology annotation, cellular component: plasma membrane; signaling receptor complex.
UAUCACUUACAAAUAUCCUCUGUUUAAACGUAGGUCAAAUUGAUGCAGCGUGCAAUGCAUCUCUCUUCCGCUGUUGCAAGUGCAGUGCAUGUACGAGGAGUCAUGCCGAGAUGGUUGUUCACAACCUACGGACGAAUUUGAGCCUUAUCCAAGAAUAAACGAAGAAGCUGGCGCAAAUGUUAGUUUACACUGCAGAGGAACGAACUCACUAAUAAUUAAACACACUCCUGGGAUUUAUGUUAUUGAACAAAGUGUUUCCGUUGAUAGAUGGGGUAUAACUAUAGUGAGCAAUGGCGAAUUUUCGACAUUUUCAAAUUUGACAGCGGAUACACUUUAUCGUUAUCGUUUAUACAAAUUAACACAAAAUGGAGUUUCAUUAACCGAAACAUCAGAUUGGUUUUCAACUUAUGCAGUUGAUUAUCAGCCACGUCAAAUUGAUUAUAUUUCACUUUUGAAAAUCGAAGAAGAUAGUCAAAAUGUGUGCGAAUUACAAGCAGAAAUUAUUUUUGAGCCUGCUAAAGAUCGAAGCUGUAAUUAUAAUAUAUUAUUUUGGUUUGGGGAACAUAAUUUGAUAAAUUUCGAUUUAAAAACGUCUCUAGACUUCCACUUUUUACUCAGACGCUUACAAUACGAGCAAAACAAUACUGUAUCGAUUCGAUCGGGUAAUGAUAACUUCUCUAAAAUUAGUAAUGCAACAAUAUUUACUUUUAUCACACCAUCGUGUUUGGAAAUUCAUCAUAACUUAAGCAUCUGCGCGCCUGAAAAAGUAAAGGGUUUACGAGCAGAACAUAUUCGAAAAUAUCAAGGAGUAUACGAUAUUGUAAUUAGCUGGAACAAACCCAUUUUACAACCAGACAAUUACACAGUACAAUUUAAUUCGUUUCGAGUCGAACCGUAUCUAUUGACCGUAUUUGGAGAUGCACUCGAAGUUUCCUUCUUAAACGUCGACAUAGGAGAACAAUAUGAAAUUAGUAUCGUGGCAGAAUCAAUGGGUGGUGUAAGUUUACAGUCAACUAUAUCGGGAAACAUCGAUGAAGUAGUAGAGCUAUCUUAUCGUGAGAUUAUCAUAGCAUUACCCACAUUAAUGAUCAUUGGAAUAGUGCUUGGGGUGAUUUGUAUGCAGCGUCAUAAAAAGAAGAACAAAAAGAUUAAUAUGGAAUACAUGCAUUUUGAGGAUUCCAUGGAUUCUCUAAAAAAUUCUUUAAAUCGAGAUUAUGCGGUCGAGAAUGGAGAUACUCUUUUGCCGUACGAUAAAUUUGAGCUUAAUCCACAAAAGCUGAAACUUAAAGGUGUAUUGGGCAGUGGAGCAUAUGGUAUUGUCAGACUUGCAUUGUUGCAAGAUGAAUUUGACACAAUUACAGAUGUAGCUGUUAAAAUGAUGAAAGACGAUCCAACGAUAGAGGAUAUAAAAAGCUUUCAUCAAGAAAUUUCAAUGAUGAGAUCUGCUGGUCAGCAUCCAAACAUAGUAUCUUUAAUCGGAUACUGCACUUUGUACAACAAACCUUUAUUAGUAGUGGAAUACUGCAGCAAGGGAGACUUACAAACGUAUUUAAGAACGGUUUGGCAGAAUAUAGUAAAUGCUGUAUUCGAACGGAGGACUCAUAUGAAAUUCGAGCCGUUGUCCUUUGCCAAUAGAGACAUACAUCAAGGAAAGUGCGAAUCUUUCUGUGAAAACACACGCACAAUCACCAAUCGCUUAUAUGAUAUUCAACAAGAUGUAAUAAAAUACGCAGAGAAUAUUACUUCCGCUGAUUUAUUAAAUUUCGCUAGACAAGUAGCUACAGGAAUGGAAUUUUUAUCUUCCAAUCGAAUAGUACAUCGUGAUUUGGCUGCUCGUAAUGUAUUAGUACGAUCGGAUAGAAUAGUGAAAAUUUCGGAUUUUGGUCUCAGUCGUGAUAUCUACCAAGAAAAUGUUUAUCGAAAAAAAGGCAAUGGUAAAUUACCUUUGAAAUGGAUGGCAAUCGAGGCUUUAACGCAUCAAAUAUAUACUACUUAUAGUGAUGUAUGGGCUUUUGGCAUUUUGUUGUGGGAAAUAGUCACUUUAGGUGCCAUGCCAUAUCCUGGAACACCAACAAAUAGAAUUUUACAACUUCUCAAAUCUGGAUAUCGGAUGGAAAGACCACCGAACUGCGGUCGAGAACUGUAUAAUAUAAUGUAUUCGUGUUGGAAUCUAAGACCGCAAAGUAGACCGACUUUUACCGAAUUGAAACAAAACUUGGACAAAUUGCUCAGUAAUUAUUCGGAAAAUAAAUAUUUGAAUUUGUGUGAGGUUCUGCAAGAAUCAGCUGAUGAAAUUGAUGAAAGAAGAUAGCUCAAUGUUAAAUAAUAGAAUUAAAAUGUAAUAGAAGCAUGUAUACAUUAAUUAAUUCGCCAAAUCAAAUGAUUAAAAGAAUUCGUAUCAUGUGCAAAAUCAUUUAUAUUCUAAUCAUACGUAUAAUAAUCUGUAGUAAAUUUCUUUUCUAUAUAUAUAUAUAUAUAUGAUUCUUUCAUUUGUAGUUAAAUUAACAAAUUGUUUAUACACAAUACAGUGUAAUAUAUUCAGAAUUUGCAUAAUUCACUCAAUAUACAUUUUUUAAUCUUAUUAAUU